Cricetulus griseus (Chinese hamster) is the source of this 234-nucleotide messenger RNA. The record is from RefSeq and is a predicted model, not a curated record. NCBI's taxonomy places the organism in Eukaryota, Metazoa, Chordata, Mammalia, Rodentia, Cricetidae.
AUGGUAACAUCUUGGAAACUUGUGACGAACUUACAGGAAAGGCAGUUGAGGCCAAGACCAAAGAUAGUUAGGAGACUCUCUGUCUUCCUCAAGAAUGUCUGGGCAAAGGAGCCAGUGGUGGUGUCCAUGUCUGUCUGGGGCCUCGAUGUAAUUAUGCCCACAGUCAGCCCCAACACCAAGUAUGCCACUAUGACCAACCAAGACAUUCCCUACAACAACCCAGUGCCUGUGUGA